CUCACCCCGUCCUCUCCUGUUCGCCCGGGUCCUCCGCCCCCGAUGCGCGUGGCGGUGGUCGCGUGCAGCGGGCGCGAGCUGGCGGCCCUGGACGCCGACCCGUCGUGGCGGCUGCGCGACGUGCUCGCGGGGCUGCCGCAGCACGGCGGGUCGCUGGGCGGCCAGAGGCGGCUGUUCCUCGGGGGGGCGGAGCUGUGCGGGGCCGCGACCCUGGCGGACGCCGUGGGAGAUCGGGGCCACGGCCAGCAGCGCGCUCACUCUGGUGUUAACCCCGGCGCUGCGAGUGGCGACCGCUGUCUUUUGGCCCCCUGA
Prorocentrum cordatum is the source of this 312-nucleotide messenger RNA. The record is from the annotation of a GenBank genome assembly. NCBI's taxonomy places the organism in Eukaryota, Dinophyceae, Prorocentrales, Prorocentraceae.